Rhodofomes roseus is the source of this 781-nucleotide messenger RNA. RefSeq lists its product as uncharacterized. The record is from RefSeq and is a predicted model, not a curated record. The coding region runs from base 265 to 717 and encodes 150 amino acids. Lineage: Eukaryota; Fungi; Basidiomycota; Agaricomycetes; Polyporales; Fomitopsidaceae. The transcript has 2 exons.
GGCGCGAGCACCGCUGCAUUCCAGCUGAUUCCAUAACGAUGGGCCCCUCAUCAAAAAGGCGUGCAGGAUCAAUGCAGGAUCGGAUCUGAAUUUUGACCGAUCCGUUUGCUGUGCCGCCGGCCGGCCUGUCUUCAGCCACUGAGCUAGUUGGGCCCAGAGACCGGCUCGAGUGGCGAGCCCGUCGGCUCGCCACAUUAUUUGUUUCGAGAUUGCAUUUCGAUCGACUCCGCCUAUGUGCGUUUACAGCCACAGAGGCCUAUCGAUAUGGAAUCAGCUGUCACGUACGUAGACGAAAACAUCGGUGUGGCCGUCUACGAAGACUGUCAGGUUACCGACGGGCAGGCUGUUUGCGAGGAAGUAGUCGUUGCGAUGGGCUCCUCUGGGUACACCCACACAGUAACAGGGACGGUGUCCAUGACACCAUUUGCCGUUCAAGGUGGCGGCCUAGCUUCCGGCAGCGACGCCAUUCAGACCUCGCCCGUACCCACCGGCAAUUUCGCAACUUGGACCUUUCCCGCCGUGUGGUCAUCAUCCACCUCUGCAAUUGAUGGUGCCAGUAGCUCCCUAUCAUCCGGCGGUUCCGAAUCUUCGUCUGGUGCCGCCUCGAAGACGUCCGGGUCGACGACUGCUACCCCCACCGGAAACACGAACGGUGCUCUUACCAUCCGCGCGCACAGCCUUCUCACCGUGAUUGCUGCAGGGUUGGGUAUUACAUAGCUCGACUCGGAAUGUGAUACACGGGGAGCCUCUGAACGUUGUCACAAUGUAUGCCCCGCACAUU